GUCUACAAUGACAAAGACGGCUCCGUUGAACAGAAGCAGCUCAACUAUGUGCCAGGACUUUACAAGAUUUUCGACGAGAUCUUGGUGAACGCCGCGGACAAUUAUGUGAGGGACAACUCCCAGACCUACAUCAAGGUGAGCAUCAACGACAAAGACGGCUGCAUCACCGUGGAAAAUAACGGUCAGGGACUACCAGUCGAGGAGCACAAGGAGCACAAGAUGUAUGUUCCCGAGAUGGUGUUCGGACAUCUCCUCACAAGCGACAACUACGACGACAGCGAGAAGAAGGUAACCGGCGGACGAAAUGGCUAUGGGGCCAAGCUGACCAACAUUUUCUCCACAAAGUUUGAGAUCGAAUGUGGUGAUUCCGAGCGCAGAAAGAAGUACAAACAGACCUGGGAGGAGAACAUGCGCAAGAAGCAGAAGGCCACAAUCUCGGGACAUGUGGGUGAGAGCUUCACCAAGAUUACUUUCUGGCCAGAUCUCUCCCGCUUUGGCAUGAAGAAGCUGGAUAAGGACAUUGUCGGGCUUAUGUGUCGUCGCGUUGUCGACGUGGCAGGCACAACUCCGCCAAAGUGCAAGGUGUACUUGAACGGCAAGAGGCUGGAGAUCAACAGCUUCAAGGACUACAUCGCGCUGUACACCGGAACCGAAGAUGUUCAAAUUGUGCAUGAGAAGUGCCACGAACGUUGGGAGGUCGCGAUGACGGUGUCAGAUGGCCAGUUCCAGCAGGUGUCCUUCGUGAACAACAUCGCAACCACGAAGGGAGGAACCCAUGUCGUUCAUGUUGCAGAUCAGCUUGUGGAGGCGAUCACCCAGAAGGUCAACAAGCAAAACAAGGGUGGCAUGGAAGUGAAACCGUACCAUGUGCGCAACUACCUUUGGGUCUUCGUGAAUGCGCAGAUCGAGAACCCCUCCUUCGACUCGCAAACCAAAGAGACAAUGACGCUGAAGCAGUCGAAAUUCGGGUCCAAUUGCACGAUUCCUGACAAGAUGAUCAACAGCGUCUUAAAGACUGGCAUAGUUGACAUGGUACUUCAGUGGGCGAAGGCCAAAGAGGAGAUCGACCUGGGGAAGACCCUCAAAGGUGGUUCCAGCGCGCCCAACAAGAAGACGAAGCGCUUGCUCAACAUUCCCAAGUUGGAGGAUGCCAACCUCGCUGGCAGUCGUGAUGGUCGAGAGUGCACUCUCAUCCUCACAGAGGGAGACAGUGCCAAGUCUUUGGCAGUUGCUGGCCUGGGCGUAAUUGGAAGAGACCGGUAUGGUGUCUUCCCACUUCGAGGAAAGAUUCUGAACGUGCGUGAUGCGACUUUUGCGCAGACCAUGAGUAACGCGGAAAUCGCAAACAUCACGAAGAUCAUCGGUUUGGAGCCACGGAAGGAGUACCAUUCAACAAAUGGUCUGCGCUACGGCUCCAUUAUGGUCAUGACAGAUCAGGACUACGACGGGUCGCACAUCAAAGGGCUGAUCCUGAACUUUGUGCAGCACUGGUGGCCCUCGCUGUUCAAGCUUCCUGGCUUCAUGACGGAGUUCGUCACCCCAAUUGUGAAGGUGUCCCGUCGGAACAUCAUGCAGCAGUUCUUCACAAUGCAGGAGUACGAGAAGUGGAAGGAAGAGAACAACAACGGCAAGGGCUGGCAUCUGAAAUACUACAAAGGUCUCGGAACUUCUACCAUGGCGGAGGCCAAGGAGUACUUCAGCAAUAUCAAUGAACACAGCCUGUCCUUCGAGUACAAGGGCCAGCACGAUGAUGAAGCUUUCGACAUGGCCUUCAACAAGAAAAGAGCCGAUGACCGAAAGGAGUGGAUCAACGAUGCGGAUGAUGAGGAGUUUGUGGACCACUCCAAGGACACGGUUUCAUACCUGGACUUUGUGAACAAGGAGUUGGUGCAGUUCGCGAAGUACGAUGUUCUUCGCGCGAUCCCCUCGGUGGUGGACGGUUUCAAGCCAGUCCAGCGUAAGAUUAUGUGGGCUUCUUUCAAGCGCAACCUGAAGAAUGACAGGGACUCAGUCUGA
Molecule: messenger RNA, 2016 nt
Organism: Symbiodinium pilosum
Lineage: Eukaryota; Dinophyceae; Suessiales; Symbiodiniaceae
Source: the annotation of a GenBank genome assembly